GAAUCCCUGUACACCGUUUCGCGGCAGCCUCAACGCGACACGUUCUUUUCUUUUCCACGCCGCGAAACUAUCGAAUUGACAACACGGCCCUUUUCCCCUACACCGCCGUCACUCCGCUUCAAUCGCAUCGACUCCCUCGUUGUCCGGAUCUCUCGGUACAGGCCGCUGAGUUCGGGACCGAGCCGGACGAUGGUUUGGUUAAUUGAAGACGCCGUCUCUUUAUAACGUAAAGAUCAGUCAUGGCGCCCACCGGUGGCGCAGUAGGGGGAGGUGGAGGCCACAUCAAAGUCGUUGUGCGAGUGCGACCGUUCAAUACAAGAGAAAUCGAUCGCAAUGCAAAAUGUAUCGUACAGAUGCAGGAUGCGCAGACUGUCCUGCAGCCUCCCCCCGAAGCCGAAGACAGAUUACGAAAGGGAGGAAAGGGAGGAUCAGAACACCAGAGAACAUUCAAGUUUGACAAGUCUUAUUGGUCUUUCAGCAAGGCAGAUCCUCAUUAUGCUGGUCAGGACAACUUGUUCAGCGAUCUGGGCGUGCCAUUGCUUGACAAUGCAUUCCAAGGGUACAACAACUGUAUCUUUGCCUACGGUCAGACUGGUUCUGGAAAAUCGUACAGUAUGAUGGGUUAUGGCGAGGAUGCCGGUGUCAUACCCCGGAUUUGUCGAGAGAUGUUUGAGCGCAUCAACGGUGUACAGUCUGAUCCCAAUUUGACUUGUACCGUUGAAGUCUCGUAUCUCGAAAUCUACAACGAGCGAGUUCGAGAUUUGCUGAAUCCUGCGACGAAAGGGAACCUUAGAGUCCGAGAACAUCCAUCGACUGGCCCUUAUGUCGAGGACCUGGCCAAACUAGCCGUCCGCUCUUUCAAGGAAAUCGAGAAUCUGAUGGAUGAGGGCAACAAAGCUCGAACGGUUGCUGCUACAAACAUGAACGAAACCUCAAGUCGCUCACAUGCGGUAUUUACGCUGACACUGACUCAAAAACGUCAUGACGUGGAAACCUCAAUGGACACCGAGAAAGUCGCCAAAAUCAGUCUGGUAGAUUUGGCAGGCUCCGAAAGAGCAACCUCAACAGGCGCCACUGGAGCUCGAUUGAAGGAGGGUGCCGAAAUCAAUCGUUCACUGUCUACCCUCGGUCGAGUUAUUGCGGCAUUGGCAGAUCUUUCUUCGGGGAAAAAGGGUUUAAAAGUCCCCUAUCGAGAUUCGGUACUUACCUGGCUUCUGAAGGACUCGUUAGGUGGUAACAGUAUGACUGCUAUGAUUGCUGCUAUCUCUCCUGCCGAUAUCAACUUUGAAGAGACAUUAAGCACUUUGCGUUACGCAGACUCGGCCAAGAGGAUCAAGAAUCACGCUGUUAUCAACGAGGAUCCGAAUGCACGUAUGAUCCGCGAGCUCAAAGAGGAGCUUGCGAAACUCAGAAGUCAACUUGGAGGAGGUGGCAUUCCAGGAGCAACAGAAGAAGUAUACCCUCCCGAUACGCCGCUGGACAAGCAGAUGGUAUCUAUUGUUCAAAGUGAUGGAUCGGUGAAACGUGUCAGCAAAGCUGAAAUCAUGGAUCAACUAAGCCAAAGUGAAAAGCUGUACGAAGACCUCAAUCAAACCUGGGAGGAGAAGUUGCAGAAGACAGAAGAGAUUCACAAGGAAAGAGAAGCCGCUCUGGAAGAGUUGGGUAUCAGCAUAGAAAAAGGCAAUGUUGGAAUGAGUACUCCGAAAAAGAUGCCUCACCUGGUCAAUUUGAGCGAUGAUCCGUUACUGGCAGAGUGCCUCGUUUACAACCUCAAGCCAGGCAUUACAACUGUUGGUAAUGUCGAUUCAUCAGAGGCAUCAGAGAUAAGACUCAAUGGAUCCAAGAUACUGGAGCAUCAUUGCAAGUUGGAAAAUGUCGAUAAUGUCGUCACAAUCAUUCCGAACGAAGGUGCCGCUGUCAUGGUCAACGGUGUCCGUGUGGACAAGCCAAAACGGCUGAAGAGUGGGAAUCGUAUCAUUUUGGGAGAUUUUCAUAUCUUCAGAUUCAACAACCCACUGGAAGCAAAAGCUGAACGUGCUGAGCGGAGUCUUCUAAGACACUCUGUCACGGCAAGCCAGCUCAACUCCCCUACACCGUUUAGACCUUCACAUGAAAGAUCCUACAGUGCUGCAAACUCCGACUUUGACGGCGAUUCGAGUAGAGCCCAAUCGCCAGGACUUAGUAACGGAGCUUCGGAUUGGUUGUUCGCUCGAAGAGAGGCUGCUGGAGCUCUUCUAGGAUCUGAUCCGAAGAUCAUGCAGUUAUCAAAUGAAGAAUUGGACAAUCUUUUUGAAAAUGUCCAGAGGGCGCGUGAAGAACGCCGCGGCAGGCCGGAGAGCAAACUAUAUGAGCACGACGAAGAUUCUGAUGAUUUGAGCUCAUUCCUUGUUAGAGACAAGUACAUGUCCAACGGGACAAUGGACAACUUUUCCCUGGACACAGCCUUGACACUUCCAGGAACGCCUUCGCUCCACGGCGGCUCGCAGGAGGAAGGUGAUAUAACAUUAACCCCGAGUCAGUUCGAGUCAUCAAAACAAGCUACAACUGAGCCCAGCGCAGAUAGCAAGUCUGCUGCAGACGUUCCUCAAGUAUCAAAGGAGCCCGAACAAGAGCCUGAGCAAAUGCAGAAAGAACUCGAACGAGCAAAGCAAGAAUUUCAAGAGGAACUUCGCAAGCAGAAAGAGGCUUUCGAGGCUCAAAUCAAGCAGAUGGACCUCGAGGUUCGGACAAGAGAGGCUGCCAGAACACCAGCUGGAUUUCUUCCACUGGAUGCGACGGAGAUCGCAGUAGCUCGAAAUGUUGUUGAGAAAUGGCAACAGAGGAACUAUAUCCUCAUAGCCGAAGCCAUCCUUCAGAACGCCGGCCUGCUCAAGGAAGCACAAGUCAUGGCUAGGUUGUUGGAGCAAGACUGUAAUUUCCAGUUUAUCAUCUUGGAUCUCGGAGAAGAUCGCGGUUCCUCCUAUGACCUUAUCCUGCACGAUAUAUCGGGCGACGACGACGACGCACUCGCUAACGCCCGCAAACCUUGCUUGGCAGUGCGCGUGGUUGAUAACCAACUAAGUUGUGUUCAGCUCUGGUCCCUCGAAAAGCUGCGGUUGCGAUUAAGCAAAAUGCGACAAAUGCAUCAAUACAAGGAUCAGCCAGAAUACCUGCAGCACUUUAGAAUGGACAACCCUUUCCGCGAUUCCGACCAAGCCCUGUUUUCUCUCGUGGGAGACGGCACCAUUCCUCUCACAGCCGUCUUUGAGACAAGAGUGCAGGAUUUCGUCGUUGAUGUCUCGUCUCCUUCGACCAGACAAAUCAUAGGAAAGGUCAGAAUGUCGCUAGAACCGUCCUUAGCUGAGUCACCACCUUCCACCAUCAAGUUCAACAUCAUCAUGCGUGAUCUCGUCGGCUUUUCGGAGCACGAAGGUACACAAGUACACGCGCAAAUGACGGUUGUAGGAACUGCUGAUGAAAGCGUCGCCACUACCCAGCCAAUCCAAGCGUUCGGCGAUGGUCCUGUUCGUUUCGAAAGCAUUCAUAAUCUCAGCGUUCGUCGAUCCAGCGAGAAGUCUGCGACUCUCAAGAUUGCCAUUUUUGCACAGGUUACUUCGACUCAUCUUGACAAACUAAUGAGUUGGGACGAGCUUCGAGAAAUGAAUGAAAUCCCGCCAGAUCACCAGGCUGCUCCCCGUCUACCAGAGUCAGAGUACAAUGUUGAGGAGCGACACGAUGUCUUUGCUAAAGUUCAAAUGCUUGAACUCGCCGAGAAUGGCCAAUACAUGCCUGUCGAGGUGCUGCAAACCAGUGCCGAUGACAAUGGAGCAUUUCAGCUGCACCAGGGUUUGCAACGAAGGAUCUCGAUUACUCUGACACACUGCUUCACUGAGAGCCUGCCCUGGGAUGAUCUCAAUGGUCUUCGGAUUGGCGAAGUUCACUUGGUCGAUUCUUCUGGUCGCAUAGCUGAUAUCACAUCUGUCACGCCAGACAUCGCUCUAAAACAAAUCCAAGAACCAAUGAUCAAAGACAAUGCCGACGGCACUUCGAACAUUACAGUCAUCGGACAAUGGGAUAGUUCUCUGCACAAAUCCCUCCUUUUGGAUAGAGCGACAAACGAGCACUGCAGGAUCCAGGUUGCGCUCCGCUGGAAUGUUGUGUCCAGCCGAUUGGAGCAACCAAUGACAUUCUCAAUCGAUCAACAACUGCAGAUAUUACCAAGAUCAUAUGUGCGACCUCAGUCAAUGUUCAAAACGUUCUGGAAUCAGACGAGAAUAACACACUCGACUGACGGGCUCUUCUCGAUCGUCGUUCGUCCCAUCAGUGCACAACGAGCGGCCGAUUUAUGGCGCCUGGACACUUCCAAAAACUACGUCAAGGGUGAAGAGCUAUUGGGGAAUUGGAGUGCGCGUGGCAUCUCGCUGGUCAAAGACUACCUCGUCGCCCGGCGCAAGCGACGGCAGUUGCAGGACAUUGAAACGGCAAGGGCAGCAUUUGGGCUGAAGAAACUGAGCAUCAACAAGACCCGGUCCCGUGCAGCGUCGCCUUCAAACGUGGAUGCGAGAGAAGAAGCUCUGCUACGCAAGUUUGUGGCCAUUUGGAUGAAACCGAGCGUCGAGAUGUCAAAUCCGAUUUUUGACAACACCGGCCAUCCGGCCUCGGCCGAGGGAGGAAGGGGAGGAAGUUCGGCUUCCCUCCAACCUGAAACCGGGAACAAUGCCCACCCGACUCGCAAAACCCGGUACCUCGCCACGGUCACCAACAACCCGAAGAACCAUGUUUCGUUGAAGUCGGGCUACCUCCUCAUGCCUUCGGAAAGCCUCGACCCCAGCCACCCGCAAUCGAUGCAGUGGAAGCGCCGCUUCGUCGACCUCCGGCCCCCUUACCUCCACGUACACUCGGUGCCGGACGGCGAGGCCAUCAACGCGAUCAACCUCUUGCACGCCCGAAUCGACCACGACCCGGACUUUAAGCGCCUGCUGGGCAGCGGCUCGAUAUCGUCCGGCGACGCGGACUUCGCAGAACGAGGGCACCGAAGGGCCGGUAGUGCCGACCUCCACGGCCUCGCUCACGUCUUUGCCGUUUACGGUGAACAAAACACAUUUCUGUUUGCCGCCCGCAACGAGAGCCAAAAGGACGAUUGGAUCCUCAAGAUUGAUCAGAGUUACUUUGGCACCGAAGAGGAUGAACAGACUUGAUUUUUUUUUGAGAGAGAGAGAGAGGAACAAGACCUUCACUGCCACCUGCCCAGGACGAGAUUCGAUCAAAGGUCGUGCGGAAUAGUGAUUCCUCUUCUCGAUAUAACGGAUGUCCCUUUGCCUCCCCCUUCGUUCAAGCAUUUUUCUUCUUCUUCCGUUUUGUGUUUUACAACACACAUGCACACACCCUCUCAUGUCCCCGGGGAGUGCUUUUUUUUUGACAUAUAUGAGCAAGGAUCUGCUGCAUGCACAAUGUACGAGAAGAGAAUUAUGAUGUAUACAUGUGUGGAAGGCCGAGCAACUGCAGCAGCAGCAGAGGCAGCAUGCCUCUUGUGAUUUUUCUUCCCUCUUUUCCCUCUCUUUCUUUCACUCUCUCCUUUUAGAGUACUUUGUUUUUUUUUCGUUUUAGAUACCCCCCCACUACUUUGCUGUUGCUUUCGAGGUUCGCAUCUGGUCAAGGAAGAGAGACUUUGGAGGUUGUCGACAUGGCUCAUAGUGCCAUGCCAUGCUGUGCUUUUAUAGGUCCACGCUCCCAAAAGACACAAUGUCAUUAUACCUACCCUAGGUGUAUAGAAAUGUAUAUUCCGCCUCAUCUUG
Molecule: messenger RNA, 5774 nt
Organism: Exophiala oligosperma
Lineage: Eukaryota; Fungi; Ascomycota; Eurotiomycetes; Chaetothyriales; Herpotrichiellaceae
Exons: 1
Coding region: 240-5177 (1645 amino acids)
Biological process (GO): cytoskeleton-dependent intracellular transport; microtubule-based movement
Cellular component (GO): kinesin complex; microtubule
Molecular function (GO): microtubule binding; ATP binding; ATP hydrolysis activity
Source: RefSeq, a predicted model, not a curated record